This is a messenger RNA of Synchiropus splendidus (mandarinfish), 1523 nucleotides long. It is a transcript of the gene gtf2h3, whose product is annotated as general transcription factor IIH, polypeptide 3. Gene Ontology annotation, biological process: regulation of DNA-templated transcription; nucleotide-excision repair. Gene Ontology annotation, cellular component: transcription factor TFIIH holo complex; transcription factor TFIIH core complex. Lineage: Eukaryota; Metazoa; Chordata; Actinopteri; Syngnathiformes; Callionymidae. The coding region runs from base 137 to 1036 and encodes 299 amino acids. The record is from RefSeq and is a predicted model, not a curated record. The transcript is spliced from 13 exons.
CCGGUGUGGAUGAUGGCAGACAAAUGAACGGAGGAGUAGUAACUUGAUCAAGAUGUUUAUGAUUGCCGUUUCAGGUGGAUACUUGAUGGGGUCUUGCAGUAGAUGACGAGGAACAGAAAGGACUCUCCGGAUCGAUAUGGCCUCGGACGAUGAAAUCAAUCUGCUGGUCAUAGUUGUGGAUGUCAAUCCGAUAUGGUGGGGACAGCAAGCGCAGAGGGAACCAGAGUUCACACUUUCCAAAUGUCUGGACGCGGUUCUUGUGUUGGGGAACUCGCACCUGGCCAUGAGCAGAACCAACAAGUUGGCGGUCAUCGCCAGUCACUGCCAGGGCAGCCACUUUUUGUACCCCAGUAAGAACUCUAAAACCGGAACGAACGACGAGGAGGACUCUCCAUCAAGUGGUGAUGGGAAGUACGAACUUUUGUCAGUUGCAAACAACACAAUUGCUGAAGAGAUCAGGAACCUCAUGUCAAACAUUGAAGUGAGGGGAAAUUUGACAGACACCUUGCUCGCAGGAUCUCUCGCCAUAGCCCUCUGCUACAUUAACAGAGUCGCAAAGGAACUGGAAGCUGGUCAGGAGAUGAAAACAAGGAUACUGGUGGUAAAGGCAGCGGAUGACUCCACCCUCCAGUAUAUGAACUAUAUGAACGUGAUCUUUGCUGCGCAGAAGAAGAAUAUCCUAAUAGAUGCAUGUGUGUUGGCCUCAGACUCAGGCCUCCUGCAGCAGGCCUGUGAUAUAACUGGAGGACUGUACCUGAAGAUACCCCAGAAAGUUGCUCUAGCUCAGUAUCUUCUGUGGGUGUUCCUGCCGGAUGGAGAUCAAAGGUCACAGCUGGUUCUGCCACCACCUGUACACGUGGAUUACAGAGCUGCAUGUUUCUGUCAUCGAAAUCUCAUUGAAAUUGGAUACGUCUGCUCAGUUUGUUUGUCAAUCUUCUGCAACUUCAGUCCUAUCUGCACAACAUGCGACACUGCCUUUAAAAUUCAGCUUCCUCAAAUUGUCAAGGCGAAGAAGAAGAAACCCAAGAUGACCUAACCUCUGCAGGGAGUUCAGUCACAUGUGAAAUAGCUCCUUGGUGUUUGUUCCAAAUAGAUUGAUCACGAUGACUUACUUAUUGAAAACCUUCAAUUAUGAACAUAUUUUGUUUUGUUUUUCUUAUCUGACAAAGAAACCUGUAAGCUAAUGUGGCUCAGGUGGAUGGUGAAAAUUGAUCUUUUCUUUAAACGAAGGAAGUUUGUUACCAAAAUGAAGCUUCAAUUUCAUUUUCCAACCAUUUUCAAAUUAGGUCUUGGAGGUUAAAAAAAAACUUCAUCUGCUCUGUUACUUUUAAUGGACAGUUGAUUUUGUUGUGGAAGAAAAGUGAACGAUCAUGCCUCUCUUUUUGCGGCUGACAUAGUAUACUAGUUGUAGGAGCCUUAACUAUGACUGUUUUGUUGGUAGUGUAUUUUAUUUACCACUACAUGUCACCCUUUGCCACUGUUUUAUUCCAGUGGAAGUGAUUAUGAGUGUCAUCUGACUUCAA